AUGGAUUCUUCGCACGUUCCUGUUAGGUCAAUUAGCUUGCCUUCUAGGUUACACCCAAGCUCUCUCAAAAUUGAAGCAGAACUAACCAAGCUAAAAUCUUGGGAAUUAUUAUCUUCUUCUUCUACUACUACUACAAGUCGUUUAGGAGGUGAGACUAUUCAAAUAGCAUUGACCAAGCUUGCAGAGUUGUUUAUUUGCAUUGAAGAACUCACUAACUCUCCUCAAAGCAAAAAAGCUCUUCACCAUCAAAAUUUAAACCAAGUUGAGCAAGUUCUUGAAGGCUCGGUCGGGUUAAUAGAUGUUUGUAGUACUUCAAGAGACAUGUUCUUGGCAAUGCAAGAACAUGUUCGAGACUUGCAAUCCGUGCUGCGAAGGAAAGGUAAAGAUUUGAGCAUUGAGAGUAAUAUGCAAGAUUAUAUUAGUUUCAGAAAAAGUGCAAAGAAAGAAGUUUCUAAGUUGCUUUCAACCUUGAAGAAAUUGGAAAAUAAUGACUUACCCUCUUCCAUUCCAAAGGAAGACAAUCACUUAUCGUAUUUGGUUAAAAUGAUUAGAGAAGUUCAAGCUAUUGCAAUUGUCAUCUUUCGAUUUGUAAUUUUGUUCUUGUCUCCACAUUCGAUGAAGACAAGUUCUAGUGGAUGGUCAAUGGUAUCAAAAUUGGUACAUUUAGGGUUUGUUGAUUCUGAUAAAGGUGAAAAAAUAUUCAAUGAAGUGGGGAGAGUUGAUAUUUCUCUUUGUUCUAUUCUUGGAAAGAUCAAGAAAAAUACUGAUGCCAAGUUUGAUUUGCAAGAAAUGCAAGAGAAGUUAGAGAUUCUUGCUAUUAGCAUCCAAGAUCUUGAAGAUAAACUAGAUUGUGUGUUUAGAUGCCUAAUACAAAAUAGAGUGUCUCUUCUUAAUCUUGUAACCCCUUGA
This is a messenger RNA of Jatropha curcas, 909 nucleotides long. RefSeq lists its product as uncharacterized. Gene Ontology annotation, biological process: root development; shoot system development. The record is from RefSeq and is a predicted model, not a curated record. NCBI's taxonomy places the organism in Eukaryota, Viridiplantae, Streptophyta, Magnoliopsida, Malpighiales, Euphorbiaceae.